Messenger RNA from Schizosaccharomyces octosporus yFS286, 2088 nucleotides. Its product is annotated as meiotically upregulated Mug99. The coding region runs from base 338 to 1891 and encodes 517 amino acids. The record is from RefSeq and is a predicted model, not a curated record. The transcript has a single exon. Lineage: Eukaryota; Fungi; Ascomycota; Schizosaccharomycetes; Schizosaccharomycetales; Schizosaccharomycetaceae.
ACUCUUUAGUAUAAUACAUUCUUGCAAAGAAAACGAAAAGGAAAGCAGAAAUUGACCUUGUGAACAUCUUCUUUUACAUUUAUUAUUAACCUUGCUGCCAUACUCUUUGCAUUUAGUCUCAAAAUGAUUACUUUGGUGUGUGUUGAGUACGUAAGGCCGACAAUUGUACCUUGUGGUAUAGCUCAUCCUACGAGUAACUAGACUGGGACAUUUGGCGGUUACCGGUUUUUCGAUUAAAUCAGUAGGAACAGUAUUCUUUAAAGGUAUAGAAGAGAUUUUUUUUCUUCCUUAUGAUUAAUUAAGGCGACACUAUAAGGAUUACAUCCGUUAAGUAAAAAUGCUGAAAAUGACUUUCAUGAACUGGGCGCCCAGGAUGCUUUUUCUUCGAAAAUAUUCAACAAAUGUAGCAUCAAAGUCCAUUACGACGUUCCAGACAAAGUUGAAUGACAACCUUUCUAGGAUGAAAAAGCUCACACAAGACCAACCUCAUCUCAUUUCUCGAUUGAACGCCAUAACGAAUGCAUUAACAGUAAAGACACCUAAACAUCGUAUUUUAUUACAGUCUUUGACUUCUUCGCAAAAUGACAUUGCAUGCUCCAAAACUAUUUUACAAGCUCUCUUAACAAGUCCUUUUCUACCGAAAGUAGCCGAACUUGAUGAAGCCCUAAAGACUCUUGGUCAGGAACCAUUGUUUAUUUCUUUUGCAGAUACUCCUAUCAUUCAAAAGAAUGCUCGAUAUAAUUCUAGCCAUCUUUCUAUACCGAGCGAUUUUCUUCAAGUUCAUAACUUAGAGAUCACUUAUCUACCUGCAAACUAUACUGAUAAUUUAAUUUCAGCAACCUGUCAUAGUACAUACAUGUGCUCUUCUUCCUAUCUGAACAUUGUUAAUGAUCGUGCUUCUCGUCCGGCUUCACAUAUAACUUAUCUUUUGGACAAGGAUUUGACGGAUGCUGAUCUGAUUAAAAACGAGCCUCAAAUUUUGCCCAUAUCCUCUCCAAAAGCGUUAUCGGCCAUUGAAAUAUUGCGCAAAGAUGCAGGCCAGUUUGCCCAAUAUAAAGAGCUUUGGGAUAGAAGCAACUUUCAAGCGUUACGAAACUCUUUUUUAACUGAAGACAAUUACGAACUAGUAGAAAAGUUGUUGAAGUCAUUUAAGGAUGCAAUAAGCUCAGAAAAUGCUGGCCAAAAGUAUAUUACCUCUAAAAAUAGCAGUAAUUUCAUGCUAUCGUCUUUGGAAGAAUGGGCCAAAUGUUUCCACGCUGAUACGGAGUCUUUUGAAGUUCAAUUGAAAGCCUUAUGGAAGAAACUUGGAUUCUUGCAACUUUAUAAAAAUAUUGACGCAUGGCCUAAUAGUCUAAAAGACCAACUUCGCAAAUCCUAUCUCAAGGAGUCUAAGUUGGAAUUAGCAUUCCUCUUGGGUGAAUUAUCGCGAAAUGGGGAUGACAAAAAGAACUUUUACAGUGCGAUGAAAGACUUUCAGACAUAUCAGGAAACGUGUGAACAAAACGUUUCACAAAAGUUUCAAGCACUGAAAAAACAAACGUUGUACGUGACAUUAUUCCAAGGUUUCGGAGCUUUGGGCUCUUUGUAUCUAUAUAUAGUUGCUCAUGCAUCUAUGUAUAAUUCCUUCAGUAUUUUUGCUGUAACCUCUGUUUUAGGGUUCUACGUUUUACAGCGCAGCUCAUCUAAAUGGAAGCAAAGAUUUUGGAAAGAGCAGCUGGAAGACAGUAGACGCUUCGAGAGAACCUUCCGACGUCAACUAUUUGAAAAAUCUUCCCUUUAUAACCAAAAUAUACACCAAGAAAAGUUGAAAGCAGAGAUGGAUCUGCUAUCGAGUCAGGUUGACGAAUCUUUAAAUUGCUUGCGCAAUUUACGGGUUGCCUUGCAAGAAUAAGUCUGCAAUGUUACUAACAAGAUUUAAGAGAUCUUUUGUGGAUUAUUUUAAACUACACACGCAAGUGAUAUUUCUUACCGAUAAUUAUUCCGUCAAGUUUAGACUUUGGAUAUAUAUGUUCAACGCCUCCCCUCUCUUAAUGACAUUUCCUUCUUUUAUUAUUUAUUGUUAGUAUUGAAUAAAAAAGUAGAAUUCUG